AUGCCUCUUCAAUCUUCAAGAUUUUCUGAUGCUUAUGAAGUUUAUGUUGAUUAUGGAAAAGGAAAACCAAUUAAAAUGAAUAAGAAUGAAGCAAUAUUUAUUGAUGUUGAAAAAUUUCUUAUUGAACAAAUUGAUCAAAAAACAAUGAUGACAAAUAAAAAAUUUUAUGAAAAUAAAUUAUCAAAUAAGAAUGUUUAUAAACAUGAUUUAAUGAUAAAUAAUGAAGAAUCUUUGAUAGGUAAAGUAAUUCGUCGUUCAAAUUAUUAUCAAUAUGGUCAAGAGAAUAUCAGUCCUCCAAUUUCUCGUAAUUAUCAAUCAACUUUUACACCCGAUAGUUCUCCUCGACAUUCAUCACAUUCAUCAUCAUCAACAUCAUCAUCUCGAACUGAACCCAAAAUAAUCUAUGAUGAUACAUGGUUAACAAAUAAACAAUAUAAUCCACGUAUAAAUGCAUUUCUUGAUUAUGUACAUGAUAGAUUUAAUGAUAAAACUAAACAAUUAUGUACGGAACGGAAAUCAACACGUACAAGUAUUGAUGAAAUAUCUCCAAGAUCUACGAUUUCGGAAAGAAUAUAUCCAAUAAUAAAGGAAAAAAACUUAUGUUUACAUAUUGCUGUUAAUGGUGUUUCGAAAUCUUUACGAGGACAAAUACCAUUAUCAAACUUAAAUAUAAAUAAUGGAGAUUUUGGUGAUGAUGCUGGAAUGUUUGUUGAUACUCGAAAUUCUUGUUUUGUUGGUCUAGCCGAUGGUGCUGGCGGGAAUCGUUCACUUGGAAUCAAUCCAGCUGAUUUUUCACAAGCUGUUCUAAGUGCUUGUCGAAAUCUUUUACGUAAACAUACUGUUCACUCAAAACAAUUACCAGCAUUGUUAUUAGCAGCUAUGGAUCAUGUUGAAGCAAGUGCAAUUCGAGGUAGUAGUACAUUAUGUUUACUUGCUUUGGAUAAACAAGAACAUACAUUAACAUCAUUAAAUAUUGGUGAUAGUGGAUUUGUUAUUUAUCGUAAUAAUGAAAUAUAUCGUCGAUCAACAAGUACAAUGAAUCCAAAUGGCGCUGGACCAAGACAAUUAUUUUCUCUUAAUGAUUCAUUAGGUUUACCUUGUUUUAUAAAUGAAAAUGAAAUAUUACGUGAUUGUUCAUUAGAUACAAUGAAAGUUCAAAAAGGUGAUGUUAUUAUUUUAUCUUCCGAUGGUUUAUGGGAUGUUAUCAAAACCGAUCAAUUACAACAGAUUAUCAAACGUAAUACAAAUAAUUAUCUUCAAAAUUUAGCUGAUGAUCUUCUUAAUCAAGCAGUUGAAGGAUAUAUUGUUGAUAGUCGAGAUGAUAUUUUAAUUAUAGCAUGCCGUGUUGAUGAAGUAUAA
Molecule: messenger RNA, 1359 nt
Organism: Adineta steineri
Lineage: Eukaryota; Metazoa; Rotifera; Eurotatoria; Adinetida; Adinetidae
Source: the annotation of a GenBank genome assembly